Molecule: messenger RNA, 2806 nt
Organism: Paramisgurnus dabryanus
Lineage: Eukaryota; Metazoa; Chordata; Actinopteri; Cypriniformes; Cobitidae
Gene: cyp2ad6
Product: cytochrome P450, family 2, subfamily AD, polypeptide 6
Biological process (GO): xenobiotic metabolic process
Cellular component (GO): intracellular membrane-bounded organelle; cytoplasm
Molecular function (GO): oxidoreductase activity, acting on paired donors, with incorporation or reduction of molecular oxygen, reduced flavin or flavoprotein as one donor, and incorporation of one atom of oxygen; heme binding; iron ion binding
Source: RefSeq, a predicted model, not a curated record
GUGUCUGAAUAUGAAGUGUGGCUUAUCUCAUCUGUGUCUUCAGCCGUGCCAAUCGUCAUUAUGUAUUACUAGUUCUGGAAUUUAGGAGUUUACACAAAGUUCACACAAACUGUUCAUCAUUAUAUAACAGGAUUUCGAAACAGCUCCCGGCUGCACUGGUGCCCCCGAACUAUUAAGAUUCAGGUCAACUCCCUCCUCCCAGAUAAAACAUCUACAUCAUGCAAUUCAAUACCACACACCCCUUUCACAAGAAAAGUCUGGCUGUUUGCAGGACUUUCAGUUAAUUACAAAGAUCCUUCUGGCCAGAGAUUUAACAAUGAUUUUACAUUCCUUACUCGAGUGCUUGGAUUUCAAAACUAGCUUGUUUUUGAUUAGUUUAUUCCUGUUGCUUAUAAUUAUAAUUAAAAGUAAAAAUCCAGCAAACUUUCCACCUGGACCUUGGGCACUACCCAUCUUAGGAAAUGUCUUCACUGAUGUUAACUAUAAUACUGUGGACCAGCUGGUUGAGAAGUAUGGAAAUAUCUUUAGCCUGAGAAAGGGAAGUGUUAAACUAGUCCAUGUGUCUGGAUAUAAAAUGGUGAAGGAGGUUUUGAUCACUCAAGGUGAAAACUUCCUCGACCGUCCUGUUUCUCCUCUAUUUGAUUCACUGUAUAAAGGCAGAGGAAUAUCCUUUAACAAUGGCUACUCAUGGAGGAAGCAACAACAGUUUGCUAUGACUCAUCUGAAAAACUUUGGAGAAGGGAGAAAAACUCUGGAAGAACAAAUUCAACGGGAGUGCUACUUCCUAUGCGGAGCCUUCAAAGAAGAGCACGGCCACCCGUUUGACCCUCUUGUCAAAAUCAACAAUGCAGUGGCCAAUGUUAUCGGCGGUCUAGUGUAUGGUCACCGAUAUGAGUACGAUGAUGUUGAUUUCCAAAAACGCCUACGAAAGAGCGCAGAGUCUGUGUUUCUUGGAGGAUCGGUUUGGUUCCAGAUGUAUGAGACCUUCCCAAGUAUAAUGAAGUGGUUGCCAGGACCUCAUCAAACAAUGAUCUCCAACUAUCAAGAUUUAGCAAGGUUCCUAAAAGAGAAGAUUGAGGAACACAGACCAGACUUGGACAGCGAUAAUCCUAAAGAUUUUAUUGAUACCUAUCUCUCAGAAAUAGAAAAGCGUAAGAAUGACAUGAAGGCAGGAUUUGAUAUUAGCUGUCUGGUAUGGAACACAGUUGAUCUGUUUGAAGGUGGAACAGAAACAACAACCAACACUCUGCGAUGGGCUUUGCUUUUCCUUAUCAAGUACUCUGACAUUCAAGAGAAGGUCCGUGCGGAGAUAGACCAGGUGAUUGGGUCCCGUCUACCUUCUUUGGCAGAUAGGGCAAACAUGCAUUAUACCAACGCAUUUAUCCAUGAGGUGUUAAGGAAAGCAAACCUUGUGCCAAUCAAUAUGACCAGACUUACAAAACAGGACACAACUGUGGACGGCUACUUUAUACCAAAGGGGGCUAUACUGGUCACUAAUCUGAUGUCAGUGCUUUAUGAUAAACAUGAAUGGGAAACACCAGACACCUUCAACCCUGGACACUUUCUAGACUCUGAGGGCCAGUUUCGUAGGAGAAACGCUUUCUUUGCCUUUUCAGCAGGUAAAAGGCAGUGUCCAGGUGAGUACUUAGCUCACAUGGAGAUGUUUAUCUUCCUCACCAUCCUUCUGCAGACCUUCACCUUCAGUCCUCCACCUGGUGAGGAGCCCAGUUUGAAGAGCAUAGUGGGCUUCACACAAGCACCACUUCCAUACAAGCUCUGUGCUCAUCCGAGGUGAAUGACAUUGACUCCAGCGUCCACAGGAACUUAAAGUUUUUGCAGCAUAAUGAGUUUUUGUAAAAACACAAGAAUUGACAGAAGUUGCAAAUCCUCGAAAAAUUUAUGUCUGGCAAACUGAAAGAAGUGCGACCCCAAGAAAACAACCUUAACUUAAUAAUCCACAGGUAGGCGGCACAUUAGGAUUACCAACACAUGAAUGUAUUCUCAUUUUAUAGUACCUUUUAUAUUUGCACAUGCAUACAGUGGUACCUACAAAGUGAAGAAUACUUUAUAAACGAAUAAGCAUAACUAUAAGCAAUGGCUUAAGUUCAUAAUAUGUAUAUUUUUGUAUCUAACAUCAAUGUAUACAGCAAAGAAUUAAAUAUAAAAAAAAUCACUUUUAGUUAUUUGAGUUCAUUUUAAUCUGACAAGUAGGCCUAAUCAGAUGACGACAUUAAGAAACUACAUAUGUUUCUUGCCACAAACUUCUUAGGUCUUUUAUCGAAGUAACACACUUCUUAUACAAAAUCUUUAUCAUCCUUUCUCUCCAACACAUUUUCCACUUUUUAUUGUCUAGUUUGUAUACUCACAAUACCAAAUAUUAUAUAACACACAGCAAUCUGUCAGGAUGACAAACAAUAGACAAAGCAUUUCACUUUGUAUGUAUGUGACCAAUGAAAAGACUUUGAUUUUGUCCUGCUUUGUGUUUUGUAAUUUUUCAAAAUAAAAUAAAGCUUUUUUUUUUCUUUAACCUAGAGUGGACAUAUUUAUCGACCUGCAGUCUACAUAAACUAUUAAGAUAGGACUUUAUUAUGCACUACUGUCUGCAAGGGUCAACCGUAGUUAAUAAUGAACUUGAAUAAUGUAAGCAUAACUUAAAGCUGUUUCUCACACAUGCUGCAGACAAUCACAUCUCUUAUAAAAUUUCAAAACAAAAAGUCCAAAAUAUUUAUUUAGCUCACAUCCACUUGCAUAGAUUCUGUAUUGAAAACACUAUUCUGUAUACACUAUAAAAAAUGUUUUACCUCAA